Messenger RNA from Penicillium arizonense, 642 nucleotides. RefSeq lists its product as uncharacterized. The transcript has 2 exons. Gene Ontology annotation, molecular function: oxidoreductase activity, acting on the CH-OH group of donors, NAD or NADP as acceptor. The coding region runs from base 1 to 642 and encodes 213 amino acids. NCBI's taxonomy places the organism in Eukaryota, Fungi, Ascomycota, Eurotiomycetes, Eurotiales, Aspergillaceae. The record is from RefSeq and is a predicted model, not a curated record.
AUGGCGACUAAAGGAAGAAUAGAGGAACUGGGAAGGAAGGCAUGGACUUACACAUGCGAUCUGGCCUCAGACAACGAGGUCUCUGAGUUGACCGCGAGAUUGAUUCAGGCUGGACACGACAUCAGCAUUCUGGUCACUAGCGCUGGCAUCCAGAGACGCCAUCCUAGCCAUUUGUUUCCGAAAAAGGACUGGGAUGAGGUGCUUCAAGUCAACCUGUCCACCGUCUUCAUGCUUUGCCGUGAUGUCGGAGCGUACAUGCUAACCCGCGAACCAAACGCUAUGGGCCAUCGCGGAAGCAUCAUCAAUGUGGCCAGUCUGGUUUCCUUUCAGGGCGGAUUGACUGUGCCUGCUUAUGCCGCAGCAAAAGGUGGAGUGGCACAGCUCACUAAAGCACUCUCCAACGAAUGGGCAUCUAAGGGGGUCAAUGUCAAUGCCAUUGCACCUGGCUACGUGGCCACGGACAUGAACGAGGCCUUGAUCCAGGAUAAAGGUCGGGCUGCCAGCAUAUUGGCCAGAAUUCCUGCGGGCCGGUGGGGUAGCCCAGAUGAUUUCAAAGGGGCGACGAUUUUCCUUGCCAGCACAGCCAGUCUCUAUGUAUCGGGCGAAAUACUCACGGUUGACGGUGGGUGGAUGGGUCGAUAG